Anoplophora glabripennis (Asian longhorned beetle) is the source of this 2381-nucleotide messenger RNA. Its product is annotated as ATP-dependent RNA helicase p62. Gene Ontology annotation, molecular function: RNA helicase activity; ATP binding; RNA binding. Gene Ontology annotation, cellular component: nucleus; cytoplasm; ribonucleoprotein complex. Bases 193 to 1869 code for a protein of 558 amino acids. The record is from RefSeq and is a predicted model, not a curated record. The transcript has 7 exons. NCBI's taxonomy places the organism in Eukaryota, Metazoa, Arthropoda, Insecta, Coleoptera, Cerambycidae.
CGUUAUACCCCCUUCCCUUCCAGAAUUUAAUCGAAAAUCCGAUUCCGUGUUUCCUUGCUCCUUCUCUUUCCCUUUGGACAUCGAAGAGACACGCUCUCUUCCCUGUCCUUUAUCAAAAGCCACCAGUUUUUAACAUCUUAAUUUUAAUACACCAUCAAAGAGGUUUAUCAAGUUCCAACAAAGAAAAAGAACAUGUCUUACAAUAAGCAGAAUGGUGGCGGAUUCAGGAACCGGGAAAAUGGUUACUCCGGAGGAAAUCGUGGGUUCGGUGGCCAAAAGAACGGUUCAGGGGGAGGAGGCUUCAGAAACGGUACAAGCGGCGGCUUCAGGAGCAACACUAGUGCCGGAGGUUUUAGAAACGGCGGAGGAAAUCGUUUCGGGAAUGGCCGCAGUCAAAACGGCCAGGGUUUACGCACAGUGGAGUGGGGCCGCAAAACUUUGCAACCUUUCAAGAAAGAUUUCUACUUGGCUCACCCAGCAGUGAAGAAUAGAUCGCCUUAUGAAGUCCAGCAGUUCCGCAAUUCGAAAGAAAUCACGGUUGAAGGCGAUGCUCCCAAUCCUAUUCAGAACUUUACAGAGGCCAGUUUUCCCGACUAUGUCAUGUCUGAAAUUCACAAUCAAGGUUACGAAGCUCCAACCGCUAUUCAAGCGCAAGGAUGGCCCAUCGCAAUGAGCGGACACGAUAUGGUAGGCAUCGCCCAAACAGGCUCUGGUAAAACAUUGGCUUACACCUUACCCGCCAUCGUCCACAUAAAUAACCAGCCGCAAAUCAACAGAGGAGAGGGCCCCAUCGUUCUCAUCCUCGCUCCUACCAGAGAAUUGGCACAGCAGAUCCAACAAGUCGCUAAUGAUUUUGGAAGCUCGUCUUACAUUCGUAACACUUGUAUAUUCGGCGGCGCUCCCAAAGGACCACAGGCCCGUGACUUGGAGAAAGGAGUGGAAAUAUGCAUAGCGACGCCCGGACGGCUCAUCGACUUCUUAGAAAAAGGGACUACCAAUCUGGAGCGCUGUACUUAUUUAGUUUUAGACGAAGCCGACCGCAUGUUGGACAUGGGUUUCGAGCCUCAAAUCCGUAAGAUUCUGGGACAGAUCAGGCCGGAUCGGCAGACCCUUAUGUGGUCCGCGACUUGGCCCAAGGAGGUUAAGAAGUUAUCGGCGGAUUUCAUGAACGAUCCCAUCCACAUCAACGUCGGGUCUUUGAACCUUUCCGCCAACCACAACAUCCUUCAAAUCGUUGAUGUGUGCCAGGAACACGAGAAAGAGACAAAGUUAAGCAAUCUCCUGCAAGAGAUCGGGAAUAACGGCGAACCCGGCUCCAAAAUAAUAAUCUUCGUAGAAACAAAGAAGAAAGUCGAGGGCAUAACUAGGUUGAUCAGACGUUUCGGUUGGCCCGCGGUGUGCAUGCACGGCGACAAGAGCCAGCAGGAGCGAGAUUACGUCCUCAGAGAAUUUAGGAACGGAAAGGCUUCUAUUUUAGUUGCCACCGACGUCGCCGCUAGGGGAUUAGACGUGGACGGGAUAAAGUACGUGGUGAAUUACGAUUAUCCAAACUCUUCCGAGGACUACAUCCACAGGAUAGGUAGGACGGGCCGUUCCGACACCACCGGUACAUCUUACGCCUUCUUCACCCCUUCCAACUUCAAACAGGCCAAAGAUCUGGUGUCUGUGCUCAAGGAAGCCAAUCAGGUCGUCAAUCCAAAACUGCACGAAAUCGCCAGCCGCGUGGGCAAUUACGGCGGCAACAAAGGGGGCCGAUGGGGCUACGGAGGUGGCUACAAGGGAAGAGAAAAUACAGGUCCCAAAACACACACGAGGUUCGGUAACGGCGGUGGAUUCAAGACGAACGGUUAUAGUAAUAAAGCGUAUUAGUUCCAAAUUAGAAGAUAUCCUACGUAUAACCUGAGGUUCAGUAUUUUAUCUUCGGAUGCAUUCCUUGCAUCGCAAGCAAGUUUAGUUCAAUUUCACUUAAUUUAUUUUUUGGUGUAACAAAAUAUAGUUUUAUUUAUGUUUCUCAUGACAUGAGAUGUAGCGAAUUCACUCGGGUCGCAAGGAUUUCAAUGUUUGAAUGUAACCAGAGGCUCCGACGGGGCGCUACGUUUAAAAUACAGUUUUUUUGGUCGCUUCUAAAUUUGUCAAAUUUAACGAUCUUUGGAAAUUUUAAAUUAGAUUAUUUGUUUUUUUUUGUGAAAUGUGGCUGUUAUUUGGCGUUUUGACCCUUGCGAUUCCGAUGUCUAGUUGUAUUUAACGAUUAUUGUAUGUGUAAAGUACAUCUGUGAUAGAAGUAGCUUUUUUAUUUUGAUUUUGUUGGACAAAUCUCUUUAAUCUACCAUCAAACCGAAUUCAGAGUAUCUCUUUUAAGUAAAUAAAGUGUUUUUAAAGAA